Messenger RNA from Malassezia vespertilionis, 510 nucleotides. It is a transcript of the gene VMA3, whose product is annotated as H(+)-transporting V0 sector ATPase subunit c. Gene Ontology annotation, biological process: proton transmembrane transport. Gene Ontology annotation, molecular function: proton-transporting ATPase activity, rotational mechanism. The record is from RefSeq and is a predicted model, not a curated record. NCBI's taxonomy places the organism in Eukaryota, Fungi, Basidiomycota, Malasseziomycetes, Malasseziales, Malasseziaceae. The transcript is spliced from 4 exons. Gene Ontology annotation, cellular component: proton-transporting V-type ATPase, V0 domain. Bases 1 to 510 code for a protein of 169 amino acids.
AUGAGCGAGGUCGUGAAUUUGGAUCUGUGCCCUGUCUAUGCACCGUUUUUUGGCGCCAUGGGCGUCACGGCGGCGAUUGUAUUCACAUGUCUCGGUGCCAGUUACGGCACGGCCAAGUCUGGCAUCGGUAUUUCUGCCAUGGGCGUGCUGCGUCCUGACCUGUUGAUCAAGUGUAUUAUUCCCGUGGUCAUGGCUGGUAUUAUUGCUAUUUACGGUCUUGUCGUGAGUGUGCUCAUUUCCGGCGACAUCAAGACGCCCAUGACACUGUAUGCUGGUUUCAUCCAGCUUGGCGCUGGUCUCUCGGUUGGUCUUGCUGGACUUGCUGCUGGCUUUGCCAUUGGCAUUGUUGGUGACGCCGGCGUACGUGGUACGGCACAGCAGCCGCGCCUUUACAUUGGUAUGAUUCUUAUUCUCAUUUUCGCCGAAGUGCUGGGUCUUUACGGCCUCAUUGUUGCGCUGAUUUUGAACACCAGGAGUCAAGAAGCAGGCAGCUGUUUCAUCCGUGCGUAA